This is a messenger RNA of Fomitopsis serialis, 1830 nucleotides long. Its product is annotated as cytochrome P450. Gene Ontology annotation, molecular function: iron ion binding; monooxygenase activity; heme binding. Bases 42 to 1565 code for a protein of 507 amino acids. The transcript is spliced from 10 exons. Lineage: Eukaryota; Fungi; Basidiomycota; Agaricomycetes; Polyporales; Fomitopsidaceae. The record is from RefSeq and is a predicted model, not a curated record.
ACCGUCUUGAACCCGAAAAAUCGCAUAGCGCAUCCAUUGAUAUGGAGCAUAAGCUGCUAUCCACGGCUUUGGCACUCCUUGUGUCAUAUGUCUUCCUGCGAUACAUCCUUCGCAAAAGUCUGCGAGACAAGGACGGGAACUCGAUCCCUCCAGGACCCCCGUUCCGCUUCCCCUUCCUUCCAAGAUAUCCUGAACACAUCAUCCACAAGUGGGCGAAGAAGUAUGGUCCCAUCUACUCUGUCUGGAUGGGCAAUCAGCUCUUCGUUGUUCUUAACGAUCCGACCGUCGUCCGAGACCUGUUGGUCGUCAAUGGAGCUAACUUCUCAAGCCGAUGGAACUAUUUCAUGAAGAACCAGACGAUUCUGAAAGGCGGCGCGAUCACGGCUACUCCCUACAAUGAAACAUGGAGGAAACAUCGAAGAAUUGCUAAUACCAUGCUGUCCUCCAAAGCUGUAGAAGGAUACACAGCAGCUCUUGACUAUGAGGCGCACAUGCUCAUCCACUCUCUAUACCACGACACUGAACAAGGCAAGGCUUCCGUCGACCCUGCGCACUACGUUGGCCGCUAUGUUCUCAACAACAUGCUUUCUGUAACAUUUGGUACUCGUACUGGCUCGGUUACCGAUCCUCUCGUCAAGAGAGCACUUCUUUUGGGUAUGGAAUUCAUGCGACUGACAGCCUCUGCAAUGGAUACCGACCCUACCCGUUCGCGCGGUCGCAAGCUGAGCCAAGACUUCCUGGACGUAUAUGGCGCGAUGAUCCGCCACGUGAAAGAGCGCAUGGACUCCGACGAUGAUGUUCCCGAUUGCCUUGUAAAAUCCCUUCUGGCCUGCGAGGAAGAGGAGCAUCUGAGCUGGACCGACUUGUGCAUGCUCACCACCGCUUUCGCUACUGGUGGCUCACACUCGACGUCUGGAACCAUUCACUGGUUCCUCGCCUUGAUGCCUUCUCAUCCGGAAAUCCAGGCAAAGGCGCAUCAGGAACUGGACCACGUUAUAGGACGUGCUAGGUGGCCCUCACCUGAGGACGAAUCGUGCUUGCCUUACGUGCGAGCUAUCGUCAAAGAAGUCCUCCGUUGUCAUUCACCUUUCUGGAUGGGAACCCCUCAUUGUUCGGACAAUGACUUUGUCUACCGUGGCAUGUAUAUCCCGGCAAAUACAGUGAUGGUUCUGAAUUGCUACUCGCUCCACCAAAACGAAGAGAGAUAUGCAGAAGCCCUUGAAUUCAAUCCCGACCGCUUCAUGGGCGACAACCUUUCCAGUACGGAGUCCUCUAAGCUGGCGAAUCCAAUGGACAGGGACCAUUGGGCUUUCGGAGCAGGUCGCCGUAUAUGCCCCGGUAUGCUGGUUGCGGAGAAAGAGCUCUUCCUUGCAGUCUCAAGACUGCUCUGGGCAUUUUGUAUUGCCGCUGUACCAGGCAAACCCCCAUGCCUGGAAGAGUAUGAUGGCAACUCUGGUCGCACACCCUUGCCAUUUGAAGUCGGUGCCGUGCUUGACACCUUGAAAGAGGAGGAGAUGCCCACCGGUCUGGUAUACACGGACGACAUCGACUUUAGGCUCGCCUGAGACAAUACGGGUCCACGACCACUACGCCGCGUAUAGAGGUGCUACGGAUAGCUAGAACCUGUAGUCGCGAUGCCACACCAUCUCGGUUACUGCAUGUUUAUUGGACAUCGUGAUAUUCGUUGGGGAUGAAGUUGUACAUUACUGGUCUGCCAUACACUAGUACUUACAAUACAUACUGUCCUACGCCCGCAACUUGAUAUUUACUUUGAUUUUAGCCUGAUAUUCUCCGCUUGACACGUCCUGCGCACACUCCUGAAUAUUUCAA